CAGAGACCCAGUCCCUGCUACCAUGAAUAAACAAACUGUGAGUUCUAGAAUUCUCACACAGUAGAGAUGCUCUGCCCCACCCUGCCCCCACGUCCUAUUAUGAGGGCCAGUGUAGGUCAGGCACCUGCUAGCCAUGGCAUGUGGGCCAGGAGAUCUUCAGAGCCUCACAUCUCCAUUUUCUUCUGCCAAACUUGGAAAUUCCCUCUUUUCAGAAGAGCCCUGGUUCCAGGCCUGUGGUCACACCAACAUCGCCUGCAAGAUGGUGAAGGGGAAGCUGGUAGAGGUAGGCAAGUGGCCAUGGCAGGUGAGCAUCCUGUUUCUGGGCGCGUACAUCUGCAGCGGCUCCCUCAUCCACCAUCAGUGGGUCCUCACGGCCGCGCACUGCCUAGAGAGAUCCAAGGACCCCAAAAAGUACUCCGUGAGGGUGGGAGUCCAGCAGGUCUCAGAAAACGGCACUUGGCUCCUGCUCACUCGCAUCGUGAUCCACGAGGAUUUCCACGACCUCCUAUCCCAGGACAUUGCCCUCCUGAAGCUCAGGGACCCCAUCUCCUGGUCCCCCCUCAUCCAGCCUGUCUGCCUACCCAACACCAAAUUCAAGCUCUCGCUCGGGACCAUGUGCUGGGUGAUCGGGUGGGGACAUAAAAAUGAACAAGAAACCUCAAGUAGCCCCUACAGUCUUCAGGAGGUGGCUGUCAGGAUCGUCAGCAACGGUAUCUGCCGUCAGCAGUACCAGUUUCUCUUCUUGAAGAAAGAGAAGAAGUUCAUUGGGAAGGACACGCUGUGUGCCUCCUCAGAAUUGGGCAUGGACUCUUGUCAGGCUAACUCUGGCAGCCCCCUCGUGUGUCAGGUGAACAACUCCUGGAUCCAGGUGGGGGUGGUGAGCUGGAGCUUUCGCUGCAACCGGCGACGCUUCCCAAGCAUCUAUACCAGCACCCCCCACUUCACCUACUGGAUCCAGAAGCAGAUCAGUGACAUGAGGUUCAUCAGCAGGGCCAGCGCUGCCUCCCUGAGCCCGGUCACUGGCCACAUCCUGCUGGUGUCCUUGGGCUCCAUGUGGCUCCUGUGAGCGGUGUUUCCAGGGCAGGCCCGCCCGGAGGCCACUUCUUCCUCCCUCCGUCUGCCCUCAGGAGAAGUGGAGACCCAGGGGACACGUGACAUCAGGGCAGAGCGCCCUUGGGGGAGGGUCCAAGAGCUGCUGUGUUCAGAGUUGUUCAAUGAAGAUGCUCUUGAGUUUUGCACCACAGAAAUCA
This is a messenger RNA of Felis catus (domestic cat), 1250 nucleotides long. It is a transcript of the gene PRSS46, whose product is annotated as putative serine protease 46. Gene Ontology annotation, biological process: proteolysis. The transcript is spliced from 5 exons. Gene Ontology annotation, molecular function: serine-type endopeptidase activity. Lineage: Eukaryota; Metazoa; Chordata; Mammalia; Carnivora; Felidae. The record is from RefSeq and is a predicted model, not a curated record. Bases 134 to 1066 code for a protein of 310 amino acids.